AAGGAGGAGAGGCAGAGGAGAAGGAAGAAGAGGAGAGAGGAGGACAACGACAAAGAGCACAAGCAUCUGUAUGCAAAUCAGGACCGUCUUGAAUAUUUACACCACCUUAUUUUAUUCACGACAACAGCAUGGCUGAGGGCUCACUGUCUGUAGCAGAGGUGGAGAUUGCCUUCCAGAAGUUUGCGGUCCAUGGAGACACGAAGGCCACUGGGAAGGAGAUGAAUGGCAAGAACUUUGCUAAGAUCUGCAAGGACUGUCAUGUCAUUGACGGCAAGAAUGUCACCACCACAGAUGUUGACAUAGUUUUCAGCAAAGUCAAGGCAAAGUCAGCUCGUGUUAUCACGUUUGAGCAGUUCAACCAGGCCCUGACAGAGUUGGCUCCCAAACGUUUCAAAGGCAAAAGCAAAGAGGAGGCGCUUCAGCAGCUUUAUGGUCUCAUUGUUGGCAAGGAGCCAGCCAAUGUUGGAGUCACCAAAGUGGCAAAGGCAGCAGCUGUGGACAGACUGACGGACACAAGCAAAUACACUGGAGCCCACAAGGAGCGCUUCGAUGAGUCCGGCAAAGGAAAAGGCAAAGCUGGGCGGGAGGAUAUCCCAGACACCAGUGGAUACGUUUCAGCCUACAAGGGCAGUGGCACUUAUGACUCCAAAGUGAAAGAGGCAUAAUUCAAAGAAAAAUCAGAACACUUUAUCAACACCAUAACAGGAGUUUCAAAUAUAGGGAAACCAUCCAGGAAAAUGAAAGAAAAAAUAUCCCAAAAUUUUCCUAAGAUCAUGAAAAAGAAUAUUUUCAGUUAGAAAGGCUAUACUUUAUGAGUUUUCCCAUUUGCAGUGGUUUUAGGACCAACAGAAAGACCUGGACUUCUAGCCAAGCAUGCUUUAAAGAAACUAAUACCUGUUUUAUAUUUAACACCGUGCCUUACAGUUAACACAGCCACUAGUAUCACUGAUGCUGUGAUGUUCAAGUGUUUGCUACAGUUCUUUUUCAGCCAGCUUGAUGCAGUAGUGUGCUUAUCCUUUCUUAUUUCAGUGCCUUUUGCAAUAAACCAAGUAAAACAUCAUGAAAAUAAAACUUGUGCAAGAAGAGCAUGUACUUACUACGGUGAAAAGCAUUAAAGACAGCUGGACUAUAUUGUUCAGACAAGGCCAGCGUACUUAUUCAAACCAGGAUUGGGUAGAUUCCAGAAGACUUAAGUAACUAAGAGUAGUUUAAAUUGAUUUUCUUAUAAAUUUGCCUUGGUAUUUUUGUGCACAUGAAUAGAAAUAUGCAGAAAUCACAUUUGUAAAUAGAUGUAUGCACCUUGAAUGCAAUUACUGUGGUUGAAAUAUGUAAAUAUAGUAUGAAAGUUAACAGCAGUACAACAAAUAUUUCAAAGUAUAAAUAGAACAACAUGACUGUUAUUUAGUAGACAUAGAAAGUCUUCAUUUUUUUUUAUUCUUACAAACUCACAGUUGUACUUUUAUUCUUAUUGCUGAAACAGUACAUCAUUUCAUGUUGUAUAAAAGUUAAAUUACUUUAACCGAAACUAAGAGUUUGAAUUGUAGAAGUCUUGACGGAUCAAAUAACAAUUUGCACCAAAUUAACAGUAUGUAAAUGAAUAUUGUAUUUUAUUUUAUAUUUCUGUCAUCUAGUAGGGAUGCUGCCAUGUAACAUCCCAAAACAAGAAAAUUAUGUUUGUCAUUUGACUUUAUACUAGAACAGUCGUAUAUUUAUAUUUAGUAACAGUCAGAAUAUAUAUAUUCACAUAUAAAUAGGGACUUCUAGAUCUGGAUGUGAGCUUUAACAUAAGCACUGCUGUAUGGUAGCAAAGCCAUUGUACAAUUUAGUCUGCGUUUAAGGUUUCAUAUUAAUGAACUUAAAUUGUCUGUUGCAGCUAUAAACAACACUAACCAAUGAUCUAUCUGUGUGUAAGCAUGCAUGUGUACAUUUGUGGUUGUGAGUGUAACAGUGUCUGAAAAGCCCACUGAAGUGUAAAAAUAGCUUUAUUUAAAAUGCUUUCAGUAAAUAAUCUAAAGAAAAGAAAGAUGAGGAAUAUCUUUCAAAUCCCUGCUGAUUUCCUGAAAUAGCUUGGAUACAAUUUCUAAACACAAAGGGUCAUGGUAGAACAAUAAACAGAACAAUAGCCUGAGCAUACAGCUGUCCCACCACCUUGGCCUUCCCUGGAAUGUAAUACUCCUGACAUUCGUGCUAAAUUCACUGGACCCACUAAACGAUACUUUGAGAAAAGUCUUCAUGUUAAAGAGAGCUUACCCUUCCUUAUCUCCCUCUAUAAACCUGGGCUGAUAAGCAUCGCCUGUGUUUUUUUUGUUUUUGUGUAAACUGCCAUUGAAAUUCAUGAUCCAGAGAAAUUUCUGCAUUGCCAUGCUCAGUUCAUAAAUACAUAUCAGCACCAGAAUAAA
Molecule: messenger RNA, 2399 nt
Organism: Cheilinus undulatus (humphead wrasse)
Lineage: Eukaryota; Metazoa; Chordata; Actinopteri; Labriformes; Labridae
Gene: tppp2
Product: tubulin polymerization-promoting protein family member 2
Exons: 4
Coding region: 129-665 (178 amino acids)
Biological process (GO): microtubule polymerization; positive regulation of protein polymerization; microtubule bundle formation
Cellular component (GO): microtubule
Molecular function (GO): heme binding; tubulin binding; electron transfer activity
Source: RefSeq, a predicted model, not a curated record